Messenger RNA from Dermacentor silvarum, 627 nucleotides. RefSeq names its product small nuclear ribonucleoprotein Sm D2 (gene SmD2). The coding region runs from base 248 to 604 and encodes 118 amino acids. The transcript has 3 exons. Lineage: Eukaryota; Metazoa; Arthropoda; Arachnida; Ixodida; Ixodidae. Gene Ontology annotation, molecular function: RNA binding. Gene Ontology annotation, cellular component: catalytic step 2 spliceosome; U4/U6 x U5 tri-snRNP complex; U1 snRNP. Gene Ontology annotation, biological process: RNA splicing; spliceosomal snRNP assembly. The record is from RefSeq and is a predicted model, not a curated record.
GCCAAGUCAAGUUUUAGCGGUUUUCUCCGAGCGUCCGCAGCGUGUGUUGAUCGCAUUGUAUGCGUUGUGGAGGUUGACGCCGUAGUUUAUUGUGCAGCCGCAACGCGUAGCUUGUGCAUUCAACGCGUAGCUUGUUCACCCACUGCCGCCGUAGUCUUCGUUCGUCCCACGUUUGAGCUACUUUACGCCUACUACUAAACUUUUUCACGGGAUCGUCGAAGUUGGAACUACCGCUUCUACAACCACCAUGUCUCUUUUGCAGAAACCUAAGAGUGAAAUGACUCCGGAGGAGUUGGCGAAAAGAGAAGAGGAAGAAUUCAACACCGGACCCCUUUCGGUGUUGACUCAGUCUGUAAAGAACAACACUCAAGUGCUCAUUAAUUGCAGAAACAACAAGAAGCUCUUAGGUCGAGUGAAAGCCUUUGACAGGCACUGCAACAUGGUGCUGGAGAAUGUCAAGGAGAUGUGGACGGAGAUUCCGAAGACGGGAAAGUCCAAGAAGAACAACCCCGUGAACAAGGACCGAUACAUCUCCAAAAUGUUCCUCCGGGGGGACUCCGUCAUCCUGGUCCUGAAGAACCCACUGGCUGCCGCCAAAUCGUGAAUAAACAGAAGAGUGCUGUGUAU